UCUUGCGCGGGGCGGUUCCAGUAGCGGGGCCUGGGCCGGAGCUGCUGUAGCCAUGGCUUUCACCUCCACCCCGGUGAGCGGGAGCCGCUCUCUCAGUCAGGCCACCGCCUCGCCGCUGAGCCCGACACGGCUGAGCCGGCUGCAGGAGAAGGAGGAGCUGCAGCGGCUCAACGACCGCCUGGCCGCCUACAUCGAGCGGGUGCGGGCGCUGGAGGCCGAUAAGUCGGCGCUGCAGCAGCGGCUGGCCGAGCAGGAGGCGGGCAGCGACCGGGAGCUGGGCAGCCUGCGGCUCUGCUACGAGGCGGAGCUGGCCGACGCCCGCCGGGCGCUGGACGAGGUCGCCAUGGAGCGGGCCACGCUGCAAGUGGAGCUGGGCAAGAUCGGCGAGGAGCACCGGCAGUUGCUGAGCAGGAAUUCAAAAAAAGAAGCUGAUUUCAACCUGGUACAGGCUCGUAUGAGAGACCUGGAUGCUCAGCUGAAUGCGAAGGAAGCCGACUUAGCAAUAGCUUUGAAUGAGAACCGAAGCUUGGAGAAUGACCUUUCUGAAUUAAAGGGUGAAGUAGUCACUCUGCAGCUGUCACUGGAAGAUACCAAAAAGCAUCUCCACAGUGAAAUGUUGAGGAGGGUGGACCUGGAAAACCAUAUGAAAACUUUGCAGGAACAAAUGACGUUCCAGAAGCGCCUUCAUGAAGAUGAACUCAAGGAGACAAAAAGAGUCCAUGAGAGCAGGAUAGCAGAAUUAAUAUCUGGCCAUCAGAGAGAAUUUGAGAGCAAGCUCACAGAUGCUCUGCAGGAGCUCAGAAAACAACAUGGAGAACAAAUUCAAGGAUACAAAGAGGAGCUGGAACGAACAUUCAGUGCAAAAAUGAAGAAUGCUGAGCUAUCUGCAGCAAAAAAUAGUGACUUUGCCAAUGCUGCUCGGGAGGAGCUGAUGGAAACAAAGCUGAGAGUUGAUGUUCUGACAUCUCAAGUUAAUCAAUAUCAAAGCCAGAAUGUUGCUUUGGAGAACAGAAUAAGGGAGCUACAGGAGACGCUGGAUUAUGAUCGUGAUCUCCAUCGGAGGCGUAUGGCUGAAAAAGAGAAAGAAAUGGCACAAGCCCAGCAGCAGGCACUAGCACAGUUGGAAGAAUAUGAGCAUCUCUUAGAUGUGAAACUGGCUCUAGAUCUGGAAAUAAAUGCCUACAGAAAGAUGCUGGAAGGAGAGGAACAGAGGCUAGAGCUGUCACCCAGUCCACCUUCACACAGCACUGAAACUCAAGCAACAAGUCAAGGGCGACGGUUCCUGUAUGGGAAGAAAAGGAAAAUGAAAGAAGCCAAAAAGAGAGGGCAUAGUGCUGGAUUUAAGACUGUUCAGCAUGCUUCAUCUUCUGGAAAUGUAUCUAUUGAAGAAAUUGAUGCAGAUGGGAAAUUUGUCAGGCUUAAAAACAACUCCGAUGAGGAUCAACCACUACAUGGAUGGGUGUUAAGAAGACAUAUUGGAAGUGUGUCAGAUGUAACAUACAAAUUUCCUUCACGGUUCAUUCUUCAGGCAGGCCAAGUAGUUACAAUCUGGGGUGCAGCUGCUGAUGUAAGCCCAGGUCCCAGUGAUCUGGUCUGGAAGUCUCAGAAGUCUUGGGGAACUGGGGAUAAUAUUGGUGUUACACUCAUCACAGAUGAUGGUGAGGAACUUGCAGAGAGGAAGAUAAUGCUUGUACCCAGAGAAGAAAGCGGUGAGCAAGAUGAUGAUUAUGAAGAAAUAACUGGAAGUGGAAUGGAGUUUCCAUCUCAAACCAAAAGAAGAAGAAAAAAGAAAUGUUGUUUGGUUUCAUGAUAGUGGUUCCUGUGAGCAUCCUUAAGCAGCAACUUUACAGUACAGUUGUGUGCCACUUAUGGUAAGAAUCAAUCCUAAUACUCCCACUCAAAUGUUAAUGUCACUCCUGUCUGCUGAAUUCCUAUCAAACUUUUGUCAUUAGUACCUAUAUGCUUCUGCUGCAUUAGUAGUACUGAAAUAAUGGCAGCUUAGUAAAACACAGUUAACUUCUUGCAUGUUGUAAAAUGAUGCAAAGAAAGCAUGCUGUGCUUUAAAGGAAAACAGGGUUUCCAUGGGUUUUGCUUCUGCUUUUACCAUUCUAACUAGGAUAGCAUGAAUGUGCAUGCCACAUGUUGAUAGCUCUUAAUUAAGAAAGGUAUAGGCUCAUGUAUUGCAUGGACUCAAAAUUCUUAAAAGCUUGUUGAUUUUUUUUUUCUCCCCACCACCCCUAAACCAUCUAGUAUAGUUAAGGUACUGCCUCUUGAAAACCUGCUGUGCUUUAUUAAUAAGCAACUAAAUCUACACAACACUAAACCCUCCCAUACCUACAUGAAGAUCAGGUAGGUAAUCAGCAAUAAAUACUGUCUAUACAGGUGCUAAUUAGCUUAAUGUCUUAAUGAUUUAUUUCUGCAGCAAAAUGAGGAUCCUAGCUGUUCUGUCAUGUAGUGUGGACACAGAGAUGAUCAUCUGAAAACACUUCUCAAUCCCAGGUGACAUAGACUACAUGUGUUUUGGUAUCUUCUGCAAUAACUGAAACUUGGAAUUCAAGUCUCCCAUCUGACCUCUUUGUAAGAAACAUUGUCCGUAACAUGAUGAAAUUUCCUACCUUCUGGUACUGGACCUUGUUCUUGGAUUCACUGAUAUAAAGAGCAGUAGAAUACAAGCUCUAUGUGAAGUUAUUUUUACUUUAACACAAGGAUCUGGUUUCUAUGACCUGCUGAAACAGGGGAGGGUACACAGUUUACAAAACUUCUAAACAUAUGCCCUAGAAGGGUGCUAAAUACUUGACAAUGAGCAUGAGGCUGCCUCAGCCUGAUAUGGUGUUUCUGCAAAGGGGAUAACUUGUUUCAAGCCUGAGUGGGAAACUACAUGGGCCAGAUCACACCCAAGGUUACACCCUAAGCAAGGCUGAACUUGGCUGCAGUAAUCAGCACUCUUCAGGAUAGUGUUGUACUGGAGACACUUCUAGCUCAGAUCCUGAUGCUGAAAUAUAUGAAACUGGUCUAGAUUGCUUGCUAGAGAACAUCCCAGAGUUUAAAACUAGAAGUUGUAAAAAAUAUUCUUGUCUUAUUACAUGUACUGUACUCUAGCACUUGGAAAUCUACCUGUUUCAGUAAUAUAUAUUCUUAGAUACAGUAUAUCACAGCAUAGCUGCAUUAAACUUAACUUGGACAGAUGUAUCCUGUAAAUGUGAAGAAAAAAUCUCAUUCCAAUAGAGAAGGUACUGCAACUAGCAACAUUAGCACUCUGGUCCCAACAAGCCAGCUUUUUAAGGUGCUAGAGAAAAAAAGACUAAAAGAAAAAUCAAAACUAGGAAACACUAACUGUAGUAACAGGUACAUCAAAAAUACCUGCUCUUAGAACCCUUAUGUACUAAAUCUCUGCCGUACGGCUUGGUGUAUGUCUAAUGGGGCAGUUGGGGGAAUACUGUCUCUUGGCCAGUAUGUAAUUUACUGUAACUACAGUAGCUCUGUAGUCCAUGUAAGGCCUGACCUGUAACCCUCAGAAACCAAGCAGUCAGCCUCUGGGGCCAGUGCAUUCAAUUAUUCUUAGCCUCUUUUUACUAAACUGCUUACCUUACCUGCUGGCUCUGGUAAAGAAAGGGCCUGAUGAGCCACAUCACUUCUUUACAAGUGUGGGGGGAAUAGCUGAGAUUGCUGAUUUCUCCAAAUGUUGGCAUAGUUUGGGGGGUUUUUUGACUGUCUCUUGUCUUGCCAAAGUAUUCAGUUCUGAAUUUAAGACCUGUUCUAUCUUAGGAUGCAGUUGUUAAGAGUUUAAGCUAGUAUAAGGAAAGCUUCACCUUAGUUAUUUAAAGUCUAGUUUUGAGACAUCAACACUAGAUACUGGUUUAAUACUUGCAUUUGAGCAGAUCUGAAUUCUUGUUGUACCUUAUGGGCCCACACAGAAAUAGAUGCUGCUAUAACCUUGUUAUAUUUAUCUUGAUUUCUUAAACUUUUUUAAUUAAUAAAGAUAUUUUUCAUGAAUAUAAAA
Messenger RNA from Grus americana (Whooping crane), 4000 nucleotides. RefSeq names its product lamin-L(III)-like. The transcript is spliced from 12 exons. Bases 53 to 1810 code for a protein of 585 amino acids. Lineage: Eukaryota; Metazoa; Chordata; Aves; Gruiformes; Gruidae. The record is from RefSeq and is a predicted model, not a curated record.